AUAAUGGAAAAACAAAAUUGGAAGCUUUGACGUUCUUGCACACACGAGAAAACGAUCAAAAUGAUUAACAAGUGACGAGGUUCGAUGGUGCCAUUUGACAAUGAGUCGUGCUACUUUUAUAUGCAUUGUGUAUAUACACUUUUUACGUAAAGGUACGACCGUUUAAAAUCUUGAUAGUUGAGACUCAGGAGAGAAUGAAGACAAAGGUUCGUAAAUUUUCGAGUAUAGUGAUAGGUUCUUUUUCGGUCAGAUGAUACACCAACUUACCUCCUCCCUCUUCUUAAACGUGUUGCUGUUCGUGGUUGUUCCAAGUGUCUUGCUCAAAUGUGAAUGUGAAUAAGUACUCUAAUAUUGCAUCUUUGAAAGAGGUGAGGCUAGAUGGGUCUGAAAAUUUUGAACUCAUAGAGAAUUCAUCUCCCAUACAAUGAAAAAUUGGCCCCUUAGCAGCUAGGUCAUUUUCCGCCAAGUUUCAGCAUGGUGAGAAGGGAGCAAGCUACAUUUGAAAUAUCCUCCAAUGAGGAUCCGAUUUGAUCACAGAUCCUUUCUGAUGACACCACUGUAGAUGAUAAUGGAUCGAGAAAUACAAUUUCGUAUCGGCCUUCUUGAUUAUGCUGUGCGGAUGUAACAGUUGGCUUUUCCUAUGAAGUUAAUUGUGAUUUAAUCAACAAAACGUAUAUGUCAACAGAUCUUGUAUUAGCUGUUUGCACCCCCUGUUUUACAAUUCUCCGCAAAAUAUUUCCCUUGUUUAACCAAAUAAAUAAUUCUAGUUAUGAUUCAGAGGACGUUUCAAAGCAUAUGUUUGAUUUCCCUGUGGUCGUCUCAGACGUUUAGUAUUAUUUUUGCCAAAAAGACACAGAAAAAAAUGACCCUAUUAUCAGAGAAACCAGAACUCCGCAGUGAAUUCUCUAAAUUUGCUCCUGACCAUCGAUUUGAGAUCAAACAUGGCAAUAAUGGAUUAAAAUUUUCGAACAACUUUGCGUUUGACAGCAACAUUAAAAUACCAAAUGUUCCUAGGAAAACUGAAAAUCCAUCACUCAUACCGCCAGACGUAUGGUCCAGCAUAGUAUCCUCGCGAGAUGAUUUAAGAAAAGAUGUCAUAACCUUGCCUGAAGAACACCCUUAUGAGCCGUGGCACUUGCUGCAGGAGGAGCCUGAAGCGCCGCGGAAAUCACGCCGUCAAAGAGCUCGAGAGCGGGAUGGGUUCCGACGAUACCCACCACCGCGAACGAAGGACUCGGGACGACGCAGAAAACCAAGACCUGGAAAACGAGCACGGCAGCGUGGAGAAUUUGGGAACGAUGACUUGCGACGAUCUCGGAACCAGAAGGAGGUACCACGGGGGCCUUGGGAACGUGGAAGGGAUGGACGAGGAUCACGAAGCCGAGAAGACGAUCCACGGCGAUCGUGGAGCCAGAGGGACGAACCACGGCAACCAUGGAGCAGAAGAGAUGAACCACGGCAACCAUGGAGUCGGAGGGAUGAACCACAGCAACCGUGGGACCGCAGGGAUGAACCACGGCAACCAUGGAGCCAGAGAGACGAAUCACGACGACCAUGGAGCAGUAGAGAUGAACCACGGCAACCAUGGAGCAGGAGGGACGAACCACGGCAACCAUGGAACCGGAGGGACGAACCACGGCAACCAUGGAGCGGGAGGGAUGAACCACAACGACCGUGGGACUACAGGGAUGAACCACAACGACCGUGGGACCACAGGGAUGAACCACAACGACCGUGGGACCACAGGGAUGAACCACAACGACCGUGGGACCACAGGGACGAACCACAACGAGUGCCGGGUCGAACGGGACAAGCACAACGAUCAUGGGGCCGACGAGAAGAACCACGGCAACCAUGGAGCAGUGAAGAUGAACCACAGCGACCGAGGAGCCAGAGGAAUAGACCAGAGCGGCCAUGGGACCGGGGGAACGAAGAACAACGAUCAUGGGACCGCAGGAGAUACGUACAACGACCAUGGGAUCAAAAAGACAUUAAGAGAGCACGAAAACUGGCGAAGAGGAGAAUCAGAAAUGGGUUGCGACAAAGAUUGGCUCAGGAGAGGAGAGCAGAGAAACUGAAGAAGGAGGGGGUUAGCGAGGCAAGCCCUUCGCGGAAAAGCGAGGGCCAGGAACCCAAGUCCACGCUGGCGUGGAGGACCACGAACCGAGAGACGCGGGUGGAGAGGAAGACGACGCGGGUGGAGAGGUUGACGACGCGGGUGGAGAGGGCGACGACGCGGGUGGAGAGGGCGACGACGCGGGUGGAGAGGCCGACGACGACGCAGUAUCCACGAACCCGUAAAUAUGACAUAUCACAGCGGCCGAUUGAAUGGCGGGAACAAGGACCGUGGACACCGGAGGCAUGGACGCGCAACACUUGGCCCUGGGGUGGCUGGACGAAAAAACCAAAACGUACCAUCAUGACGCGCGCCUCUACACCUCAUCCGAAUACGGCCGCGUCCCAGCCCUGAAUCACCAUUCUUCCCCUAGGUAUACUGAAGAUUGGGAUUAAUGUCUCGACUUUAAAAGAGUUGAGAUCGGAAAUUGUAUCCGCGAAAGAUUGCGUAGUCGCAUCGCAACGUGAGCAGAAAACAUUAUGAACGCCUUCAUUUUUGCGCCUGCAACACGCAUGGCUACUGAGCAGGUUUAGUUGCAGCAAGGCGUUUCGAUUAUUUCGAUCAACAAUGAUGGCGUUUCACGCCUGCUGGCUGAUAGUAAGAUAAAUAUAAUAGCUACCAAUAAAUCAUUAGAUGUCAUUACAUCGUUA
This is a messenger RNA of Bemisia tabaci, 2766 nucleotides long. RefSeq lists its product as uncharacterized. NCBI's taxonomy places the organism in Eukaryota, Metazoa, Arthropoda, Insecta, Hemiptera, Aleyrodidae. The record is from RefSeq and is a predicted model, not a curated record.